Molecule: messenger RNA, 543 nt
Organism: Camellia sinensis
Lineage: Eukaryota; Viridiplantae; Streptophyta; Magnoliopsida; Ericales; Theaceae
Source: RefSeq, a predicted model, not a curated record
AUGAUUUCAGUGGAGCCGACUAUCAUUGAGGAAGUGAAGACCAGACAGAUGGAAGACAGAGUCCUCAGAAAGGUGAUUGAUGAGAUUGUCACUAAGCCAAGAUCAGGGUAUACCAUUGAGAAUCAGGGAGUUUCAAGGUUUGGGAAGAAAGAUAAGUUAGCACCUCGUUAUAUUGGACCGUUUGAAAUCCUUGAAAGAGUUAACUCAGUUGCUUACAGACUUGCCCUACCGCCAGAACUAAGUCAAGUCCACAAUGUGUUUCACAUUUCGAUGGUGAGAAGGCAUAUUCGGGAUCCAUUGCAUGUGAUUGAUCAUUCCGGGAUUAGGGUUAAUGAAGACUUAGGCUACGAGGAGAAGCCAAUAAGAAUUAUUGAUAGACAAGUGAAACAAUUAAGGAACAAGUCGAUACCGAUGGUAAAAAUCGAAUGGAAUGAGCAUUACGGCAAGGAUGCUACAUGGGAGAUGGAAGAAGAGAUGAAAGUCCGAUAUCCGGAAUUGUUUUCGGAUCAAGGUAAGUCAAGUUUGGGGACCAAACUUCUUUAA